Styela clava is the source of this 5165-nucleotide messenger RNA. RefSeq lists its product as uncharacterized. Gene Ontology annotation, molecular function: chromatin binding; DNA binding. Gene Ontology annotation, cellular component: PR-DUB complex. The record is from RefSeq and is a predicted model, not a curated record. Gene Ontology annotation, biological process: animal organ morphogenesis; positive regulation of transcription by RNA polymerase II. NCBI's taxonomy places the organism in Eukaryota, Metazoa, Chordata, Ascidiacea, Stolidobranchia, Styelidae.
GCGUCUCACUCUUGUUCAUGUCAUCAUAAAAUCAAUGCUUCUGGACUUGUAUGCAUAUUUCAGUAUAUCUCACCACAGUCAAAUAAAUAGAGUAAAAUAGAUAGUGAUAACAUCAACUGUAUUUAAAUAUACAAAAUGAAGCAAAGUAGGCCUGUCAAAAAGAAGAAAAAAGAGAUGACAUGGGCUGAAGCAGCUACAGAGGUAUUGGAGCGUAGCACCAGCAAGAUCCUAGGAGUUCGUCAAAUUCAAGAAAAAAUAUUUGAUUUAAAAUUGAAGGAUAUUAAGAUGACAAAGCAAUCAGAAAAUGUUCUGAAAACAAUGUUGACGCAUCAUGCGAAUAUAGAAGAUUGUCCAUUUUAUAAAGUCAAGGAUAAAAGUAAUCAUUACGCUUUAAAAAAAUCUCACAUGUAUUUGCAGGAUGCAGAUUCAGAUUCACCAAUUGAUAUUAAUGAAGAUUCUAAUACAUCUGUGAAUUCUGUGAAGAGAAAAUCAAAACGAAAAGCUUCUCCAUUAUCGAUUGUAGAUGUGAAAAGCAAUGACACACAACUGAUGAAAAAAUCGAUAACCAAUAAGGUUAUCGCAGGAGGAAUGACAAGAAGAUCAAACUCCUACACUGGAAGUGCAUUACGCAAAGCACAAUUGCUAUCCAGGAGAAGAACGUCAUCACCGAAUGUUAUGUCAUCUUCAGCACAUUCAAAUCUUCGCAGUCGGGCUCAACUUCAAUCUGUCCACAGAAGUCGAUCUGUAAACUGUCUCCAAAGAUCACCAAAUCCUGGUUCAAAUAAUAAAUCUCGCAAUAUGCCAAUGAUAGAUCUUGAGACACCUGGCAGUGUGCUGACCAAUACACGAUUAAAGAGCGUGGUCAACAGUGCAACAUUCUCAAUGUUACCAGCUAUAUAUCAAUAUCAACUCGUUCAACUAUUACCAGACGUCGACAGAGUUGUAGAUGAAAAUGGUGUUCCAAGAAUGAGUCAAAAUGCAUUGAGCAAUGAAUUUUUUUCUCAGGCGCUCAUGGAUUGGAUUACUCAGUUAUCAGAUGGAGAAUUUACUCGUGAAACUCAGGCUCGAAUUAUGCAAGAAAUUGCCAAAGAGAGAAGUAAAGUUAAUCCCUGGAAGGAAAAGUUUUUCGAAGAGUAUUACGGGCAAAAAACUGAACUGAAACGCACUCGAAGCAGAAGUCAUGAUGCAACUUCUAAUCUGACAGAUCUAAGUUUUGAGGGUCAACUAGCAAAAUUUGAUCACCUUCGUAAUGCUGUAGAUGAAGAACAAACAAAAAUAAAAGAAGAAAACGACAAAAUCAUAUCUGUAGUUUCUGGCUCAGAUUCUGAUGAAGAUCCUGACUAUGCAGAAUCAAAAUCAAAUCCCAGAACUACCAUAAAACCUAUCGUUCAAAAUCCACCAUUAAAACAUAUAAACAGACGGAAAAUAAACAAACCCUUUAAAAGGACAAUGGUCAAUUCGGCUGGUGACUAUAGUCAUAGCACAUCCAUGAUACACAGAAAAGCGAUUCCGUUGCAUUCAACUACCUCCUUGUUCAGUCAUUUGGGUUCAAAUAUCGCCGUUAAGUUUAAACCUCAAGCAUCGUUACCGCAUCAUCCCAACUUUCAAAUCAGGGACGAAUUUUAUCGAAGCGACAGUGAAGCAUCAGAUACAGGUGAAUUAUCCGACAGUAAUUCAUUUCAUCAACACGAUGAAUCUGAUUGUGAUGAUGAUGACGAUGAAUCAUCAGAUGGAUUGAUGAAUGUAGGGGAUGAUAAUCUCAUGGAUGUAGAUUCUGAUUCUGAUCAAUUCGAUCCUGAAUGUGUUACUGGAGAUCACUCAUACACGAGGUUACCUGAUUUGAAUACAGUGAGAAGAAGGUCAAGUGAUGACAGAGAUUGGCGAAGACGACAGUUGCAAGGAUUGGCAAGUGUCAAACCUGUUAUGUCAACGGAUGACAACAAAAUUCAAUCAUCAACACAAAACACAACAUUGAUUCUUCGACCAAAGGGAAAUCUGGAACAGACAGUCCAAGCUAUGAAUUAUAGUGAAGAUAGCAGUAGUACAAGCCCAGAACAGCCAUACAAAAGAUUGACCAAAGAUCAGCCAAUGUUUGGAAAAAUCCUCACUGUUUCUAAAGAGAAUACAAGUAAAGAAGAAAGAGUAGGAGUGCUGUUUGGUCGUAAUCUUCAACCAACAGCUAACACAUACCAUGGUGAAUCUAUUAUUCCACGAAUAUCUGUUACCAGUGGUUUGUUGUCCAGUCCAAUUAUACCAACAACUGUAUGUACAUCGACCACACCUGCAAGACAUUCAGAACAACACAAAACUAAUGUUGUGAGUCCCAAGUUGACUUGCCACAUUAGAUCAGAAGACGCCACAACUUUGAAAACUAAUAAAAACAACAAUAAUGCAAUGGUGGCUGGUGGUGGCGUCGCUACUUUACCAAAGAAACCUGAAAAUGAAAUCCAAUUGAAGACUAGGACCUCAAAUGUUGAAAUUGUGAAAGGAGGCAGCGGACAAGCCACAAUGCCAGCUGUCUCGAAUGUCGAACAAAUUCAGAAAAAUGCCAUUUCAAAUAUGAAUAAGACUUCUUCAAUAAAUGAGUCACUGAAACCAAUUAAUGACUCUGGUAAGGUUUCAAACAAUGAAGAUUGUUCACCGCCAGUGACCUUGAAACAAAGUCCUGUUCCAGUGACACCAGUAGAGAUUCCUUCAAGUACCCCUGGUGAAGUACACAAUGAAGAAAGACCCAGUAGUCCUGUGCUUUCUGCUGCAAAGAAUUUUCCACCUAAACCAUCCCCUACAAAAUCAGUAACUGAAACGUCAAAAUUAUCUCCAGUACUAGCAGGUGUCCAAGAUAGAAAACGACCUGCAUCAUCUCCUGCAACUUCGAGUCCUGUGAAACGCACACGAACACUGGCUGAAAUUAAAGCGCAAAUGAAAGCCAAAAGGUUGGCAGCUGCUUCUGGUAGCCCGGUCAAAACUACUGUACCCUCACAAACUUGUGCAUCAAAAAUGCCAGUAAAAAUAGCUCAGCCUGUAUUUUGUCCAACUUCAACAAAGUCUCUGUCAACUACUAAAAUCGAGGAUAAAUCUUCACAAGAAUCGUCUGAAAUUUCUGAUAUUUCAUCAAAAACACAUAUUCCUGAAAACUGCCCACCAAUGUUUGCUGGUGCCAUACCAGAAACUGGUUUUUCUACCGAAACUGAAUCUUGUCCACCUACUACAGAGGCACCAGUUACAGAUGUGUCUGACAAAUCUCCAAUCUUGAAGAAAUGUGCUCAAAGUGCAGAAUCUUCACCUAAGAAUCCUGGGAAAAUUAUUUUAAAAAUCAAGGCCCAAGAAGGCAAAAAAUAUUCUGUCAAAGUUGAUACAAGAAGUUCAACACCUGAUAAAACUUCAGAGUCUGACGAAGAUUCAAAAUCGAUAAUUAGAAAAAGCAGACGUUUGAGUCAGGUUAUAUCAUCAUCAGGUGAAAGUGGUGAUGACUUGGAAAAAUCAAACGAUCUGGGUGGUAGUGAUCCAAGAAUGAUCGACAGUUACGCUAUGUUAAGUCAACUCUCUCUCCCUGGUAUGUACACGGGCAAAGUUGUGUCAGUAAUAGACACUCAUUUAUUAAAGAGGACUCAAAAAUCUCCUGUUUUUGGGGAACCAGCAUUUGAAAGUAUGUCAUCUCUUACAAAAACAAUAACACCUUCGCUCAGUGUGACUGCUAACUCAUCUGAAUCAUCCAAUACAAAAUGUCAGCCUUUCAUAUCAGACAAACCUGUGAUAGGAUUUCAGGACAUACCAUCUUGUACUGCUUUGUCAUCUUCAAAUGCACCAACUUUCGUUCAACCAUGUACUACAAUUUCUGCUACUAAAGAUACUCAAAAAUAUAGAUCUACUAGUAAAGGUAAAAGUCUAAUUCAGAUGCAAGAACUUGCUAGAACGAAUCAAAUUCCAUCUGAUGAUUCUGAAAAUGUCGAUUCUGAUACGGAAGAUUCUGUUGUAUCUACCACAUCAUCUGCUGAGGAGGAUACUACUUAUGAAAAUGAUCAUGGUUAUGAAAACUUGAAACAUGAAGAAAGGGAAACUCCAAAUAAGCCUAACUUGCGUAAUCGAUCUGUCAUUGAUAAUGAAAGACCAACUGAUAAGAAUAUAGAACGAGACUUUUCAAAUUUAAAACAAGGUGCUAAGCAAGUGAAAAAUGAGGAAUCUGACUAUGAAGAUUCAUAUUCAUCGUCAUCUAACGAUGAUAAACCAAUUAUCACUGAUUGCAUAUGUGCGUGCAAAAGACUAGUUUUGUGCAAAGGAUGUGGAGCAUACACACAUGAAGAGUGCUUAAGUUCUUCAAAGCUAUGUUCUCUUUGUUGUGUGUAAGUUUUUGUCUCAUUAAUUUUUUUUCUGCUAACAGAUAAGUUUUUUUUUAUAGAGUUGUGUCUUUUCAAAAUUUAUUGCCAGUUUUUCUUCAGCUAUAUUGUUUCUAUAUUUUUUUUAAUACCAAGUUAUCUGAUGUUGAAAUAUCUUACUCUAUUCAGGGUAUUUGCUUUGUGCAAAAUGUUAUACCCAUUACAUCACAUUGCAGGACUUAUCCUUAUCAGUGGUAACUUUACGUUUUAUUUUCGUCGGAUAAUGCGAUAUCUGAUAUUAUUUUUUGUAUUUGCACAUCAUUUUUUGAUUAAUUCUGAAAUGCAGGUUCUUUGUGAAAUUGGUAUAUACCUGGCUUGAUGAUGAUUUAUGUCAUAUUAAUUUAAGGAAAGGAAUCAGGUUUUCCUGGAUAACGGACUUCUACUAAAUAAUAUUAAUUUCAAGGCUCAACUAUUAUCUAUACCAAGGAUGGCGAACCACUGACCCGCACAAAGUGACCCACCGCGUUUUAUUCGUGACCCGCCAAGGCACGAAUAAAAUAAAAUUCUAACAUAUCAGUGAUAAAAAUUGAUAAAAUCGACCUUAAAUUAAUCCAACAAUAACUAAACGAGAAUAUCGGUCGAAGACCGACGACUUAUCGAUUGAAAGUUAGGAGAUCCUCUAAAACAGAAACCGCGGUAUCGAUUCAUUCGAUAUGACUCCAUAGCAACACCGUGUGUCCCAUCACUAAUUAAUCAAUAACUCGCUAAUUAUACGACAUACAUCCAAAAUCAAUAGGCUUAUGGUACGAGAUAUGAUGAAUGCACAUGCAAAAUUUGAAGCAGAUUCAUGAG